This is a messenger RNA of Prosopis cineraria, 3012 nucleotides long. Its product is annotated as alpha-glucosidase-like. The transcript is spliced from 5 exons. Bases 112 to 2850 code for a protein of 912 amino acids. Gene Ontology annotation, biological process: carbohydrate metabolic process. The record is from RefSeq and is a predicted model, not a curated record. Gene Ontology annotation, molecular function: carbohydrate binding; hydrolase activity, hydrolyzing O-glycosyl compounds. NCBI's taxonomy places the organism in Eukaryota, Viridiplantae, Streptophyta, Magnoliopsida, Fabales, Fabaceae.
UGCAUAUAUCAUUAUUUAAAUAUAUUGUAGAUAGGCCGUCGAUUGUUUUCUAUCCUCAUCGCUAUUCACUCAUCACCACUCACACAAAAGCAACUUUAAUUAGAAGAUGCCAUGGAUUCUGCAAGCUUCUUCUUCGUCUUCUUCUGCCUCAUCUUAUUCGUUGGCUCUGUGAAACCAGAUUCUUCUUCUUCGUCUUCGUCGCAGAAAGCAGAAGAAGGUGUGGGCUAUGGCUACACCAUUGGAAGUGUGAGCAGUGAUGUGUCGCGGAGAUCUUUGAUUGCCAUUCUUGAUCUCAUCAAGGCCUCCCCUGUUUUCGGACCUGAUAUUCCUCGUCUCUCCCUUGCAGCCAGUUUUGAGAGCAAAGAUUACGUCAGAGUAAGGAUCACCGACGCAGCGAAGCAAAGAUGGGAAAUCCCAAAAGAAGUGAUUUCUCGUCGUUCCUUUUUCCCUCACCGUUCUCUCUCUGUUCAAAAUCUGUCUUCCCGCCUCAACCGACAUCGCUCACAAUCACAACUUUCCUUGAUUCAUCCUAACUCAGACCUAAUCUUCACCCUCCACAACACCACCCCAUUUGGAUUCACGGUCACUCGCAAAUCCUCAAACGACGUCAUCUUCGACGCAUCCCCAAACCCAGAAAACUCAUCGACGUUUCUCAUCUUCAAAGACCAGUACCUUCAACUCUCUUCAUCGUUACCCAAAAAUAGGGCCUCUUUGUACGGUCUUGGAGAGCACACCAGAAGUUCCUUCAAGAUCCAACCCAAUCAGAUCCUUACAUUGUGGAAUGCUGACAUUGCUAGCUCCAAUCUCGAUCAAAACCUUUAUGGGUCUCACCCGUUUUACAUGGAUGUUCGUUCUCCUUCUGCUGUUGGAAGAGUCAAGGCUGGGACAACUCAUGGGGUUUUGCUGCUCAACAGUAAUGGAAUGGACAUAAUCUAUGAUGGUGAUCGUAUCACUUACAAGGUCAUCGGAGGGAUUCUUGAUCUUUACUUUUUUGCUGGACCCACGCCGGAGCUGGUGAUGGAGCAGUACACUGAGCUCAUUGGCCGCCCUGUUCCAAUGCCAUAUUGGUCCUUUGGCUUUCAUCAAUGUCGUUAUGGCUACAAGAAUGUAGGUGAGCUUGAGUAUGUCGUUGCUAAUUAUGCAAAAGCAGGCAUUCGCCUCGAAGUAAUGUGGACAGAUAUUGAUUACAUGGAUGGGUAUAAGGAUUUUACACUUGAUCCCAUCAACUUUCCACUAGAUAAGAUGAGAAAGUUUGUUAACGCUCUUCACCAGAAUGGUCAGAAAUAUGUUCUCAUUUUGGAUCCAGGUAUCAGUGUAAACAAGACAUAUGAAACAUUUAUUAGAGGUUUGCAGGAUGAUAUAUACAUAAAGCGUAGUGGAAUCAAUUAUUUGGGUGAAGUUUGGCCUGGGCUAGUUUACUUCCCUGACUUUUUAAAUCCACUCAGUCAAACAUUUUGGGGUGGGGAAAUCAAAUUAUUUCAUAACCUUCUUCCUUUUGACGGCCUUUGGCUUGACAUGAAUGAGGUAUCCAAUUUCAUCACUUCACCCCCCAUUCCAUUUUCUAACCUUGAUAACCCUCCUUACAAGAUCAAUAAUGCUGGAAUUCGACGACCUAUAAAUAAUAAGACAAUUCCAGCAACAUGUUUACACUACGGUAACAUCACCGAGUAUGAUGCGCACAACUUUUAUGGACUCAUGGAGUGCAAAGUGACACACAAGGCCUUAAUUGAUGCAAUUGGUAGAAGGCCAUUCAUUCUUAGUAGAUCAACUUUUGUAAGCUCAGGCAAGUAUACAGCCCACUGGACAGGAGAUAAUGCUGCUACAUGGAAUGAUUUGGCAUAUUCAAUACCGUCCAUCUUAAAUUUCGGAAUCUAUGGAAUCCCAAUGGUUGGAGCAGAUAUAUGUGGCUUCUCAGGAAAUACAACUGAAGAACUUUGUCGGCGUUGGAUCCAGUUAGGAGCCUUUUACCCCUUUGCAAGGGAUCAUUCAAGCAUAGGUACGAUUCAUCAAGAGCUUUAUAUUUGGCCUUCAGUUGCUGCAUCAGCUAGAAAAGUGCUUGGUCUUCGUUAUCGCCUUCUCCCUUACUUUUACACAUUAAUGUAUGAAGCGCAUGUAAAAGGGAUCCCAAUUUCGCGACCCCUUUUCUUUUCAUUUCCAGAGGAUGUCACAACUUACGAUAUAAGUUCACAAUUUCUUCUUGGUAAAGGAGUGAUAGUUUCGCCUGUACUAAAGCCAGGAGCAAUCACCAUCGAUGCUUAUUUCCCCAAAGGAAGUUGGUUUGACCUCUUCAAUAUGUCAAACUCAGUGACUGUCGAAACAGGAAGGAUUGUAAGGCUUGACGCGCCACCAGAUCACAUAAAUGUUCAUGUUCAUGAAGGGAAUAUUUUGGCUUUGCAAGGUGGAGCCAUGACAACAGACGCUGCACGCAAGACACCAUUCGAACUUUUGGUUGUUGUUAGUCUCAGCCAAAACAGUUCUGGGCAAGUAUAUUUGGAUGAUGGGGACACAGUUCACAUGGGGGUACGGAAAGGACAGUGGACACUGGUAAAAUUUUAUGGUGCAUUACAAAAUAAUAGCGUUUUUGUUUCAUCUGAAGUCACAAAUGGGAGGUUUGCUCUUGACCAAGGGUGGAUCAUAAAUAGAGUAAUUUUCUUAGGGAUACCUAAUGGAACGAGUUUGAACAGCAGGAGCUGGAAAACCAAACAGGUGAGCAUUUCGAAAGGAUCAAACACUGAACAGGCAGUUGUGAAGGGACAAUAUGAGAGUUCCAAUCAGUUUAUUAUCAUUCAAGUUUCUGAAUUGUCUCUUCUUAUUGGAGAGGAAUUUGAGUUAGAAAUUGUAGUUCCCUGAAUGGAAUUUGAUUAAAAUCAUACUUGGUGGCACAUGGCUGUGCAUUUUCCCAUUGCUUGAACAUCAGUGACGCUCUGAAUUUGUUAGCUUAUGCUUUCAAAAUGGAUAGAUAGUAAAUCUUGUUAUCAGAAUGGUUAUGGAUCUCAAAUAAUUUUCUAUUCU